CCGGAUUCCGUUGUUUGAAGCAGGCUGAACUUUACACUCUCGAAACCUACAGAAACAUUUUGGGUUGUGCCAACGAGCUGAAUGUCACCAUGGAGGAGCUACAAAAGUACGCCGCUUUUCCCUCCAAAGAAGUGGUACCCUGUCUCUUCCAAUGCCUAGCAAAAAAAAUGAAUUUCUACACGCCCACCUACGAGUGGAACUUCGACAACUGGGUCAAAGCAUUCGGUCCAAUGCGACAAAAUCGCAAAGCUUCCGAUGUAUGCAAGGUAAGCGCUGAGCAAAUGCAGAACCGCGACAAGUGUGAAUGGAUGUAUGAGGAGUAUAAUUGUUUGGAACGAUUGAACUACAAUACAGACGGUUCAUACCCAUUGGAAACGACGACGCUUAGUGCAGUGAUUGCGAGCAAAAAAACAAAAGAAGUGCAAGUUCAGCAGAAGACCGAAGAAGCGGACGCAAAUUCAUAAAAUAUUAUAUUAUUAUAGAUUCACAUAUACCUGAAUACACAUAAUAUACAUUAAUUUCUAAAUAAUACUGCAGUUCUUUUGCAGUCUACCACAUUUUAUUAAAUAUUUUUUUAUUAUCUUAAUUAAAUGCAUUUCUCAGACAUUUAAA
Molecule: messenger RNA, 612 nt
Organism: Rhagoletis zephyria (snowberry fruit fly)
Lineage: Eukaryota; Metazoa; Arthropoda; Insecta; Diptera; Tephritidae
Gene: Obp83ef
Product: Odorant-binding protein 83ef
Molecular function (GO): odorant binding
Source: RefSeq, a predicted model, not a curated record